Molecule: messenger RNA, 15702 nt
Organism: Ahaetulla prasina
Lineage: Eukaryota; Metazoa; Chordata; Lepidosauria; Squamata; Colubridae
Gene: DNHD1
Product: dynein heavy chain domain 1
Exons: 41
Coding region: 894-15449 (4851 amino acids)
Biological process (GO): microtubule-based movement
Cellular component (GO): dynein complex
Molecular function (GO): minus-end-directed microtubule motor activity; dynein intermediate chain binding; ATP binding
Source: RefSeq, a predicted model, not a curated record
ACAACUCCAAGACAAGUCUGAUUAACAAAAUCAAAGAUUUAUUGUAAAAAAAUAUGAAAAUAAAAUAAAAUAAAAAAAGCGGUUGCAAGCGCGGCCUCUUAGACUCUUCCCAAUUGGAUUGAGUUCAAAGAGCGCAAGAAGCAGUUUUCAAGCUACACAUUUUAUACUCCUACACAAUGCACGCCACGCCUAAGAAAUUCCCCCCUUACCCACUUUGUCCUUUUAGUUGUUUUACACCUUUAAGGGUCAUCUUGGCAAUUUCCGUCCAUUCUCUGAUAUCUUUUCUUAUUUACUUAUAAUUUUCACCUUGGGCCAAUGUUCCUGUCUCCUGAUAGGAUUUUUGGCUCAGGUGUAAGUUUGUGUCUCUGGGGAACUCUUAUCAAGUCAUAAUACAUUGUCUCCACAAUUGAUUACAUUACCAAUUAUAGUCACUUUGCAUAGUCAGAAAACAGCAAACAGAUAGUCUCACACUUUGGUAUUACAUUUGUUACAAUUUAUAAAAGAAUAACCUUUAUUUAUUUCCUUUAAAUGGCAACAUGUCUUGGUUACACAGUUCACCUUUAGAGGUGAGGGGUGUCCUGUGAGGAGGGGAGGACAAUACAGCUUUAUGCCAUCUGGGUCGCACAGUCCAAAGAUUUGCUUUUCCACAGGUCAUGGAGGAACCAUACAAGACAGAAAUUUUAUUGUACUUUUGCUAGUUUAAAGAAAACAAAGUGAAUAUGCUUGUACUGUGGAACAUAUUGCAUGAAUAUGAAGGUGGGUUGCUAAAUGCAGCAAGAACCCCUAGAAUGAAUGCCAGGUGAGGCAAGGUAGGGUGAGGGCCACUCAGAGAUUUGAUCUAUUUACGGAAACUUGGAAUGUUUGUGAUGUCCUGUUAGUCUGCAUUAUUGUGGAUGGGAUGUUUGACAGGGAAAAUGGAACGAAUUUAUCAGAUUUAUACAUUGCUCUCAACUCACCCGAUGAUUUUGGGUGGGGUACACUUAAUAGCCAAACAACUUAUUAUAAAAGAAGCCAAAAAACUUGUGUUUCGAGGGCGCCCUAUGCUCGGGACGUCCCCUCGGGCCGGGCUGGAGGCCCAGAAGCCGGGCGUGGGAGGAGCGCGUCGCCCGGUCCUGCCUGCAGGGGGCGCGGGAGGGCGGGCCGUUGGGGCCCCUAGCGACGCCGCGCGCGCCCCUAGCAACGUGGGCCCAGCCAUCAUGGAGCCGCCCGGCGCCCAGCCGCCCGUCCCGGUGCUUCCCGAGGCCCGGCCCUCGGAACCCGGCGGAGCUUCCCCGCGGCAGCCGGACCCGGCCUGGGCGCGCUCCCCCCGGCGGCGCCUGGCCACGCAGUUGCGGGAGGCGGGCCGCGCGGAGCCGCGGGAGGUGGAGGCGCUGCUGGCCGAGCUGUUGGCCGUGUGCCGGGCGGUGCUGCGAGGCGGCGGGCGGCGGGCGUGGCUGCGGCUGCUGGAGGCGCUUCGGCUCUGCGCCCCCUUCCGCGGGCUGCUCUCCGGGCGCGCCCCGCUGCCCGCCUACCUGCGCGCCCUGCGCUAUCAGGCCUGCGGGAGCCGGGCGCUGCUGGCCGACCUAGGCCUGUGGGGGGCGCUGCGGAGGGCCUUCCCCCGCGAGUGCGCGGCGCUGCGGGACGACCCCGAGGCCCCCUGGCCCCUGGCCCUGGCCACCGAGGCCCGCCGCCUGCCCGUUGCCCCGGAGCCGGCCUUCGCCGGGCUGCCCUGCCCCUUCCGCGCCGCCUGGGACGCCCCCGCCGCCGGCCUGCUGCGCCCGCGCCCCGUCUCCCUGCCGGAGCUGCAGCGCUGCGUGGGGCCGGUGGGCGGCCGCCUGGCCCGCCGGGAAGCCCCCUGGGAAGGCGGGCUGGGCAUGCUGCCCCUGGCCCUGGCCGCCGCCCUGCCCGUGGACUUCGCCUGCGUCGCCCGCCCCUCUCUGGAAUCCGCCAAGGUCACAAGCCCCGCGGCGGCCCUCGCCCACACAGCCCCGGCGGACAGGCAGGCCCCGAUGAGCGGACUCCAGGUAGCCGAAAUCCUCUCCGGGAGGUACUACGCGGGGGAGAUCCGGUUCUUCUACCUGAACACGGCCCCGAACCGGCAUUUCAGGCCUUACGACCUAGUAACCGUUCCAGGAUACUUGAUCAAGCCCCAGCACUAUGUCUUCUCACCCUUCGGGGUGCUGUGCGUGCAUCCCGAGGAGGGCUCCGAGGCACUUUCCUUGGGCGACUGGCAUCGGGAGGCCAGGCUGUGGCAGCUGAUGCAGUACAUUCCUUUCUUCCGCCUUUUCUUGGUCCACAAAGCCUUCACUCGGUGGUACUUUAACGUCAAACAUUUGCAAUACUUGAAGUGCCGGGAGAAGCUGAGCCUUCAGUUGCUUCAAGCGGUGCCCCAUUUUGGAGCAGCGCUUCUUCACAUAUCCAGACUCUUGCAGGAGCUGCAAGCCGUUCACUGGCUGCCAACCGGCACCAGCAGGUGUUACAACUUUGUUGAACUCAAGCGGUCCCUGGCCCAGAUGAACAGCAGCGCAGACGGGUACCUUCACAGGUUCCUCUCCCUCUGCACCUCCAUCUUGGAGCUGGUACGAGAUGACACCUACAAGAUGGUCCAUGGGCUGCAGAUGGAAGUGCAGGGCUACAAGUUGUACAUCACCAAAGAGUCCCCAUACCAGCAGCGGCUGCAGUUCGAGAGGCUGCAGUGCCGCUUGCGAGAGGCCGAGUCCUGGCUGCAGAAGCUGGGGGCCCUGGCCCUGCUGGUGAACUUCCUCGUUUGCCAGACCCUCAUCUCAGUGAUGCACCAGGAAGUCUCCACCUUCGUCAAUUGUACCAUGCAGGCUGAUGGCUCCGCCCGGAAAGCCGUCCUCCGGGUGCAGCUGGUCUUCAGUGCAGACAAUCAGCUCGUGGUCUUUCCCUCCAGUGAGGAUCUGGAAGACUGCCUGCUGGGGGCUCUGCAAACCAUGGUGGAGACCGUCCUGGAGACCACCCAGGUUAAAAGUGAGAAGGCAGAAGCUCAAGCAGGCCCCAGAACCAGGACACCUGAAGCAGAGUGUCCGCCUUCCCAAGCAGCUGGAGACGUGGCUGGCCCAGCCAGUGGGAGUGAUCAGAUCUCCAGGUUGCGUGAGCAGCUGCAGCAGAUGUCGGUGACGGUGCUGUGUGGUGAUAAAGCUCAGCUGGUGCAUCAUUUGGACCUGAAGGCCUGCAGUGGGCUGCAGGUGGUGGGGCACCGGCUGCGGGCCGAGUACCCCUUGAUGUCUCGUGAGCAACUAGAGACCGACCUGCACUCAGACAGCAUCAUCCAGAAGUCCAUGGCUAAACUGCGGGACCUCUUCAUGGCUGGGUUGGCAGAAACGCAGCUGCUCUGCCGAGAGUACUCUUGGCUGGGCCAGAUCUACCAGUACGUGCACAGCUGGAGUGACGGCCAGCUGGAGAGCAUGAAGGGCCUACCGGCAGAAGAAUACGUGAAUCAGAUCCUCAAGUUGCGCACCUGGGCGGUCCAGGUGCAGAAGGUGCCCCAAGUGGUUAUCACCUUCAACCGCUUCUUCCUGGUGGACUGCAGUGGCAUCCUUCAGGACAUCUUGCCCCUCCUGGCCUCCAUUGACGAAGAUAUCCUGACCCUCCUGCUGAGCGAGACCACCAAGCGCAGUGAGCAGUUCAUCGCCGAGUUGGCCUCGGUCCUGCAGCUGUACAUGAACAUUGGCACUGACAUUUUCACCAUUGCCAAGUGCUCACAGAAGCUGGAGCACUACCAAGGCCAGAUGGCUGAGCUGCAGGAAUACGUGGACUAUGUGCGCGCUCUCAGUGAGGUCAUCCAGCAGUGCUAUCGCCCUCUGAGCUCCAGUGAAGAAAGUCUGGAAAACAUGCUCUUGGACACCUGGGACGCCUUCGUGUACCAGCAGCGGGAGGUCUCCGACUUCAUCAUUUCACGCCGCCUGAGCAUCAUUGCUGAGCUCAGCAGCUCCCUCCAGGAAGCGACUCGGGAGCUCCAGGAACUGCUGACUACGGUUACCUUAGGCCGCUUCCAGGACCCAGCCCAGAACCCUUGUGUCAUGGAGGACGAGCUGAUGCAGCUCCUGCAGCGCUUCCAGGCUGUGGUGGGACGUGUUACGGACCUCUGCCACUCGCAGCGGAUUCUGACUGGGGGACGCACGGACCUCUCCCUCCUCACCAAACAGCAGGAGGUCAUCGAGAUUCAUAUCCGCGUCUGGCAGCUGUUCCGCAUCGUUUCUGAGCAGAUCAAGGAGUGGAAGUGCUUGGCCUUCGUCAAGUUUAGCGCCCCUCUGGCCUUGGAGAAGACAGAGGAAUGGCAGAAAGAGGGAGCCAGCUUGGAGGCUUCUUUGCCCAGCCACCACCGUGUCAUGCAGGCCUGCCUAUCAGCCAUUGGCAACUUCCAGAAGUACCUGCCCUUGCUCCUGAAGCUCGGGAGCCACUUCCUUAAGCUUGGCUGCUGGAAAGAGAUCUUUGCUGUGAUGGGUGCCAAGUGCCCAAUGAAUAUGCAGUUCACCCUGGGCCAGCUCCUCUCCUACCCGCUGCUGGAAUAUAGCGAUGCCAUCUUCAGGGUGUAUGCCCACGAGAAAAGCCGUCAUUAUGCCAGAGACACUCUCCUGCGUGUCCAGAGAGCCUGGGCAGAGAAGCAGUUCCGUCUCGUCAAUUUCAUCCUCAAUGUGCCCUACCAGGAACCGCAGCCGGAACGCUUCCGGCGUCCAACUAGCGGCCGCCAGCGUGCAGCCAAGCUUGAAUACAUCUCCAAGGACAGUGGCACCUUCGUGCUGUCAGAUACCACUGAACUGAAGGCUGCUGUGGAGCACAGCAUCUUAAUCCUCCAGAACAUGAUCCUGUCUCCCUUCUCCUCCGACAUCCUGGAAGAAGCCAAGAGCUGGGUGUCCACACUGCAUACUUUUGAAUCCCUUCUUUAUGCCUGGGUGAGUUUCCAACAGAAGUGGGUGUUCCUGAACAUGGUUCUUUACGAGAUGAACAUCACCCUCCCCAGCGCAGAGCUGGAUUCUCGGUUCCAGCGACUGGAUGGCCAUUUCCGGGAGGUCAUGCGGCUGACGUGCAACGAUCCCCUGGUGCUGUCCAGUGUCCAGUUAGGGCCAGGCUCUAGCCGGGACAGCCGCUUCAUUGGGGCCACACUGCAGGCAGCUUUCCGGGAGGGCUCUGCCGACCUGCAGGGCCUCAUCCGGGCCCUGGACUAUGUUCUGGAGGCCACCCGGAUGGGCUUCCCUCGCCUGUUCUUCCUCAGCAACGAGGAACUGGUGGCCAUGCUGUCCACCGCCAAUGAAACUGCGGAUGCUUCGGCUUGGUCCCAACGCUGCUUCCCUGGAGUGUGCCAGCUGGACCUUCUCCUACCCCCAACUUCGCAAAACCUUGACACUGUCUCUGCUGAAUUGCCCCUUGUGCAGGUGGUUGGCCUGCUGGGCAGCCACAGAGAGAAGCUGAAGCUGUGUAGCGCAGUCCCACUCGGCCGGAAAGCAACCCAGUGGCUCUGCGUCCUGGAGCACCACAUGAAGGAGUCUGUCUUCAACCAGCUGCAGGAGUGCGUGACUCAGCGCCUGGCUCUCAGGCCACAGCUGGAUUUGGCCUUUGAGCGGCGCCCUGGCCCCAUGGAACUGCCCCUGCACUUGGUGGCCGAGUGCUGGGCAGGGCUGGGCAACACCUUUCCGACCCAAUGUGUGCUAUUGGCCGAGGAGGCACUGUGGCGGGUGGCGGUGGAAGAAGCCUUCUUGAACCGACGGCUGCGGAAAGGUCUGGAGCUUAGACUCAGCCUGAAGCUGGAGGCUGUGGUUCACUAUAUCCGGAAUUACCGCAGUGUCCACACCUGGAAUCCAGAGCAAGACCACCUGGGCAUGUUGCUGGGGGACCUGAUCGUUGUCACCAUCCAACAACGUGAUGUCACCUCCCAGUUGCUCAAGCAUGAGGAGGCCUCUGUCCACCACUUUGAGUGGGCCCGGCACCUCAAGUACAGCGUCCAUCUGCUGCCCGAGAAAGCCCGGGCAGUGGGGCUCCCUCUGAGUUGCUCCUGGGUGGGCAGUCCUCCUGGCUGCUGGGCCGAAGUCCUGGACAGACGCUUCCCUUACGACUAUGAGUUUCUGGGCACCAGCUCGCAGCUGCUGGGCAGCCCUUUGCUGGACAGGACCUUCCUGGGGCUACUGCUGGCCUUGGAGGAAUUCUGCUGCGGAGGCCUGCUGGGCCGCCCAGAUGUGGGCAAGUCUCACACAGUGCGGGGCCUGGCCCAGUUUCUGGGCCGCCACCUGGUCACACUGCACUGCACCAGGCAAAUGUCUAUCGGCUGCCUUUCCCGGCACCUCUGUGGGGCUGUGCAUUCAGGGGCCCUGCUGCUGCUGGAGUCUUUUGAGCGACUGGAACCCGCUCUGCUCUCUGCUUUCAGCCAUCGCCUUGUCGACCUGCAGAGGAUGUGUCUGAAUUUUCAAGAGGGGGGCCGGGGGACGACCUCUGGCCAGCCCUCGGCUGUUUUUCCCCCUGCCAGCCCAGGUUCUGAGAGCUCUGAGAGCUCAGAGGAGGGCGAGGCACAGCCCGCUGGUUUGCCAGAGCUGGGCACUGAUGAGGCCGAGCCCUAUCAGCCGCGGGUUCUAGGAAACAUUCUUUUUGGGGGAAGGCUGCUCCGUGUGCGGGAGACGUAUGGCUGCGUGGUCACCCUGGAGUCUCUUCCAGAGCAACUGCGUCUGGCCCUGCGCCCCUUGGCAGUGAUGCCCCCUGACUUAAUGAGACUUGCGGAAGUCAUGCUGCUUGCGGCUGGCUUCCGAGAGGCCACACGCCUGGCGGAGAAACUCUGUGCUUUCCUUGAGUUGGAGAGGAUGCUCAAUCCUGGGCCCCACUUCAGCAGCCCCACCCUCAUCCGGAAGGUGAUUGGGACGGCCAUUGACAUUUUGUUUGCUCCCACACCCCGGCAAGACCCUUCACUUUCCAGAGCCAAGCCCUCUCCUCGGACAGCCUUCUUCCUGGGUCUUGAAGAAGAACCCGCUGUGGUGAAGGCUCUGUGCCGUUCACCCUUGCUCACUGGCCCCGAGGGUCCUCGGCUGCACAACGUGUAUGAGCUGCUCCACGAAGUCUUCCCCAGUGCCUCCCUGCCUCCCUCCGAGCAGCUGCCCCCUCGGCUGCAGAGUGCCCUGGUGGCUCAGUUGCAGGAGGACAAGCUGCAGCCAGACCCAGACCUCCUCCUGGCUGCCGGUCAGCUCUCCCAGGCGAUGCAGGGGGCCACUGGCAUCCUUCUCCUGGGGCCCUCGGGAAGUGGCAAGACCACCACCUGGCGAACUUUGUCCAAGGCCCAGAGUAGGCUGGCAGCCAGCGAUGCCACGCCAGGGAUGCAGGAUUCGAGUUCCUGUGAGAAGGCGGCCUUCCGACCUGUAAGUACUGUCUGCUUGUGGCCCAAUGCCCUGAGCGUGUCCGAGUUUGUAGGCAACUUGGAAGGCAGCCUGUGGCAAGACGGGGUCUUCUCCCGGAUCUUGCAACGGGCAGCCACCUCAGCUGCAGCUUGUGGGACUGGCGAGGGCAGCUCCCAGCAGUGGUUGGUGCUGGACGGCGCUGCUUGCCAAGAAUGGCUGGAGCCCAUCUCCUUGCUCUUCAGUGCCAGGCCUUUCUUCAGCCUGCCCAACGGGCAGAGGCUGCGGGCCCCCAAGAACCUCCGCUUCCUCUUUGAGAUGCUGGACGCUUCAGAGAUGCCCCCCUCGGUCUGCACCCACUGCGCCCUACUGCACCUGGAGGGCUCCCGGCUCUGGCAGGUGCUGCUCUCCUCUGCCUUUGCCCCAGCGCAGCACAAGUACAGCCUCUCCCUGGAGAUCCUGUCCACGCUGCACGGCCAGGCCAAGGAGCUCUUCCCGGCCACCAUGGCCUUCCUGCAGCAGCACUGCUGCCCUGCCCUGCUGCCCCACGCCCACCCCCAGCACCCGCUGGCCCAGGGGGUCCAGGAGACCACGGCCUUUGCUAGGAUCUUCCAGGCCCUGCUCAAGCACUACAUGCGCCGUGACCAGCUCAAGCCCCGGCCGGCUGUCAAGGUGGCCACAGAAAUCAGCUCCUGGAUGCCUCCCAGCUUGAAGGCUCCCAGCCUGGAUGAGGUCCCCACCCAUCACCCCCUGCUGGCCCAGAGCAUCUUUGUCUUCGCCUACAUUUGGGGCUUUGGGAGCCACCUCCAGACCAGGUACUGGCCUCUCUUUGACCAAUUUGUCCGCCAGGCCCUCCGCAACAGCAGCUUGUCCAUCCACCUCCCUGUGGAGGUUUCAGCUUUUGAUCUUUAUCCUCUGGCCGAGGACGGCACUCUGAGGCCUUUCAAUGGCCGUUACCUGCACAGUUACCUCAAGACUCUUCCUGUGGGCUUCUCAGUGUUGCCGCAGUAUGAGCGGGUGCUUUUUGUACUGAACAUGCUACUGGGCUCAGAGCAGCCCAUCCUCCUGGUCGGGGAGCCGGGCUGUGGAAAAUCCACCUUUGCUGAGAUGCUUGUGCAGCCCAAUUACUUGUUUCACCGGGUGUCCCUCACGCCUGCAUUCAACACAGUGCACCUGCGUCAACUGCUGCACAGGAGGUCUCAGAGCACCCUGCGGGAGAAAGGCCUCUUCCCCACUGGCAAGCCCACUUGGGGUGCAGCGAGCAAAGGACGCUUCCUCUUCUUGAUGGAGGAUUUGCACCUGGCUUUUGUCGAUCCAGUUCGAGGCACCAGCCCUGUGAUUGAGUCUCUGCGCCAGACCCUCACCCUCCAGCAGUUCUACCACGCCGAGACUCUGGAGCUGCAGCAAUGCCCAGCCACAGGUUUCAACUGCUUUGGUACUCUUUCCAUCCCAAUCACCGGCAGCCUUCCACUUUGUCCUCGUUUUGGCAGGCUUUUCAGCACGGUGGUGCUACCGGCCAUGAACAGGGAGUCUUUGCUCAGCAUGCACAUUGGCACGGUUUUAACCUGGCUGGAGAAAUUCCCUCUGCUGACCCGGCAUCACGAGUUGGCCUCUGCAGUGGUCAAGGCCACCCUGGACACUUACGAAGCAGUGAGAAGAAAGUUCCGCCCCUCCCCUGCCUGCUGCCUCUUCCAGUUCUCCUUGCAUGAUGUUGCGAAGGUGAUCAAGGGGAUGCUUCUGCUGCGGCCCCGUCCAGGGGUUCAUCUGAGCACCCCCCUGGAAGACCAUGGUUCCAAGGGGUCAAGCCCCAGGCGCACCUCUGUUAUGGGGAGGCCGGCCGUGGGCACAGGGUACACGGCAAUACUCAGCACCCGGUUGAUCAUCCGGCUUUGGAUGCACGAGAGCCUGCGCACCUUCUGUGACCCUCUGCGAGGAAAGCAGCAGCGAGACCUCUGUGAACAGAUACUGUUGGAAAUCGCCACCACUCUCUUCUGUGCCAAGCAUUGUGUUUUGCGGGUGGUUCCCUCCCUUACUUCCCCUGUUCACACACGCACCACUAUUCAGUUUCGCAGCACAUCUGACACCUGUCUGACCACAGUCUCUGUGGCGGAGGAGGACCCCAGAGAGGAGCACCUCCUCUCGACUCUGCAAGCUGAGCCUGAGUUCCCAUACAGUAGUGAGAUCGGCUAUCCAAACUCCUGGGAUCCUGUGGAGCAGGCCCCAGCCCUGGCACUUGACCCACCCGAUCCGCCUCCUUGGGGAGAAGUUGCCCUGGGAGAAACAGAAAAUGAGGCCCCCGAAACAGAACCCGAAGAAGUGGAUGGGGGAAAGAGGCCAAGCAGUGGGAAGCCCAGCCAACUUAGAGUGCCUGAAUCUCACGCCACUCCCCACCGAUCUUUCCUCAUGCGAGUCAAACGCCGUACCUCAGGCAGGAAAGACAGUUCUGGCCCGCUGCUGCCGCUUCAUCUCCUGCUCCUGCAGGGUGAGUCCCCAGCAGAUAUUGUCUUCAGCAAGGACCUGGGCCCUGACUUCUACGGCCCCAGUGCUCACAAUCCCUAUCAGGAGAAGCUCUGGAAAACCCUAGAGACACAGCUGGGCUCUUGCCUGCCCCCUGACUUCUUGUUGUGCUCAGAUGUACUGAGGCAUGUGGUACGGCUGGCCCGUCUGCUUUGGGGCCCAGACAGGCACGGAGCCCUGGUAUCUUUUGUCCGGUGCACAGGCCGGCAGUCCCUGGUGGCUCUUGUUGCUCGUGCCACAGACACUCUGCUCGUGAACCUGCCAGCAAACGCUAGUGAGGCAGAGGCAUUGGCACUACUGAGGUCGGCAAGCUGGCAGGCUGGAAUUACAGGGAGUCGAGUAAUGGUGCUGGUGCACUCAGGAGUGAGUGUGGCCAUCUUGCACCAGGUCCUGGCGCUGAUGACUGAAGGCACUUGCCCUGGACUCUCUAACCCAGGCGAUUCCGUGGCCAUCAUCCAGGCCAUGCUGCAGGAGAACCAGAGCAUCAAGCGCAACAUGCGGGAGGACCUUGUGCUGCAGAAGUUUUUCCAGUUGGUGCGUUCCAACUUGCAUGUGUUCCUGCUCUUGGGGACUCCUGGGUCCUUGGCACUCCCACCCCUCACAGCCACAGCUUUGGCUCAGUCGCUCUGCAGCUUGGAGAUCUACCAGAACUGGAGCCAGGAGUCCUUGCUACAGGUGGCCUCCAAGCACUUGAAGGGCCACUUCAAGAGUGCCAUACGGUUUACCCGAGAGCCCCUGUCCUUGCAUGCCCAGAAGGACCUGCUGCACAAUAUGUCCGUGGCUGCAUCCCAGAUCCACUCCUCGGCAGCCGAUUACGCCUCCUCCCUGGCCGACAGCCUGCCCCUCAUCAGCCCCAAGAGCUUUCUGGAUUUCCUGGAUUCCUAUGUCUACCUGUUGGACAGCCUGCAGGAACAAGUCAACAGGAGAGCUGAACGGAUGAAGCUGGCAUUGCAGAAGAUGAGUGAAGUGAGCAAAAAGCAGCAAGAACAUACGCGAGACGUCCGGGUCCUACAGCAGAAACUGGUCAAGAUUAAACAGCAAAUGACCCAGAGCCAGAAGGAGGUGGAACGGGAACAAGAGGUGUUGAAGCAGCAGGAGUUGGAAUGCCGAAAGUUCGAGGCACGCAUCGACAUCCUGACCAAGAAAAGAGAUGCUUUGGAGAAGAAGAAGGAGUUGGCCAUGAAGAAGGUGAGCCAGGACUACAAGGCCGCCCUGGCCGCCCUGCGAGUACAGGACAUCGAGGAGCUGCGGAGCUACCGGCAACCCCCCACUUUAGUGGUCCAAGUGACCGACUCCCUCUGCCAGAUGUUCCAGGUGGAGCCCGGGUGGGAGAGCGCCAAGCUUCUGCUCAACAGGGAGGAUUUUCACCAGACCUUCUCUCCCUUCCAGGAUCUGGUCUUCUACCCCAAGGAGACUCUCAGCAUGGAGCUCUUCCAAGCUCUGGGCCAAGUGGUCUCCCACGAGAGUUUGUCUGUGGCUGCCAUCCAGAAUGCCAGCCAAGCGGCCGCAGCUCUUUAUCAAUGGAUCUGCUCUGUCUACUGGUACCAGUGGGCGCUGCAUGAGUGGCAGCCGGCCAUGCUGCAGCUGCAGUCCUGCGAGGACCAGAUCAAUGCGGAGAAAGUCAGCCUUGGUGACCGGCGCCUUCACUCGGAGUACCUGCGGGACACUACCCAGGCCCGCAUCAGGGAGCUGAGGCAGAAGCAGGAGCACCAGGAGAAGCUGCUUCAGCAGCUCACGCAGUCCUUGCAGGCCAAAGAGGAGGCCAGCACAGUGGAGAGCUCCGUGGCUGAACACCUGGCCAGCUGGACGGCCAUGGCCAAGGACCUGGAGUGCCAGCAGAGCACAGUGCAUGGCGAUGCACUUCUCUGCUCGGCUGUCAUCUCAUACCUGGGUCCCUUCUCCACACCACGGCGAAAAGAGCUUCUGGAGAAGUGGCAGGCCGUGUGCGAAGGAUCCCGGGUUCUCCUGGGCCCCUGUGAUGUCAGCUGGCUCCUGCAGAAGGAGUUGCCCUGCCCGGGCCAGGCACCUUCUGGCCCGCCGCUGCUCCCGGUGCAGAAGCCACUGAAGGUGGCCUCUUUGCUCAGUUCGGCUCAGCAGCAGCGCCUCUGGGAUCGGCUCCACAAGCCGAAGGAUGCCGACAGUCGCCUCGUCGCCAUUAUCAUUCAUUCCAGCAUCCACCAGCGGGCCCACCGAUGGCCUCUCUUGGUGGACCCAGACAAGCAGGCCCAGACCUGGCUGCUGAUGACUUCCUCUUUGGAAGAGGAGGAGUCCCAGGCCCAGGCCCUCUCUGACCUGGUGCCGGACAUGGUGGAGCAAGGGGGUGGCGAUGAGAUCCCCGAGGACAACCUGGAAAUCCUGUCCCUGACCAGCCCUGAUCUCGAGCAGUGCCUCAAGGGUGCCAUCAAGUUUGGCAACCCUGUGCUGCUGACGGACUUUGAAAAGGACGUUCCCUGGUGUUCGGCCCUCCAGCAGUUGAUGGAGAAGGAAUCCUUUUGGGGUUGCCCAGAGGGCAAAAUUUUCUUCCCUGCCUCCGAAGAAGAUGGAGUGGAAGCUGAGCACCUGCCCAUCCCGCCUUCUUUUUCCUUGUACCUGUGCACGGAGCUGCCUCUUAAAUCCUUGGCUGCAGAGGCCGACCAUUCGCUCCUGAAAAGGCUGAACCUCAUCGACCUCAGCCUUAGCCAGGGGGCCCUGGAGGACCGACUACUGGGCGAAGUGCUGCACGUGGAGCGGCCGGAGAUUCUGAAGAACCAGCAGAUCUUGUAUCUCGGGAUCCUGCAGCUGGAAGGCAAGCUGGAGGCCACGGAGGAGGAGCUGAUGGACCUGAUUUCGCAGCCACAGCAGUCGCUCUUGGAGGAGGAGAACUUCAUGCCGAUUGUGCGGCUCCUCCAGACCCAGAUUCAAGCGCUGCAUGCCACACACAGGCACAUGGUCUCCCAGCACCAGGACCAGGCUGUCCUGUGUGGCAGGUAUCGGCCGGUGGCCUGCCUGGCGGUGGGGCUGCACGAGGCGCUGCAGCAGGUGGGCUGCCUGCACCCGCUCUACCGCUUCCCCACCGAGUUCUGUGUCAGCCGUGUGCGGCAAGCCCUGAUCUCAGCCAAGCGCCAGGAGGCCAGCAAGCAGGAAUCCCUGGAGGCCCGGCUGCUGGAGCUCAGCAGGAUGGUGCUCUGGCAGCUGCUCACCCAGGCCCUGCCCUGCCUGCAGGAGGCACACCGCCCACUCUUCUUCUUCCUGGGAGCCGUGACCACGCUGAGAGUGGCAGGGGACAUCAGCUCCCUGGAGUGGCUGGCCUUCACCCAGGGCCUGCAAGACCCAGCCGCCAAGGCCCUUCUCCUGCCCCUGGGGCCCGGCCCGGUCUGCCCUGACUGGGUGAGUGCAGAGGCUUGGGAGGAAUGCGCCUUGCUGGAGAAUCUUCCUGGCUUCCAUGGAUUGCUGGCCUCUCUGGCCGAGAAGGCGGUGCAAUGGCAAGAGUACUUCACUCUGCCCUCCACGGUGGUGGGACCGGCUCUGUGCCCCAGCCAUGCGCAUCUCAGCCCUUUCCAGCGUGCCAUCCUUUGGCGCAUUCUGUGCCCCAGGGCCAUGUGCCAGGUGAUCUCCGAUCUUACCACCUGCUUGUUGGGCUGGUCUUUCACUGAAAAAAUGGCAGCCGUCAAUCCCUACUCCUAUAGCCGCGCCAAUAAGCCAAUCAUCUUGGUCACGGCCCCGGCUGGAUCGCAGGUUUCCUUUACGCAUCCUUUGCUCUGGAUCCAGCAGAUGGCAGCCCAGCGGGGACGGAGGGGGAGAGUGGUCGUCAUCUCCUUUGGUACCCCAGAUGCCUCCCGGCGUGUCCAGCGAACGCUGCCCCUUUGCACCAAGAAGGGGAAGUGGCUGGUCCUGGACAACUGCCAGCUACUGAACAGCUGGGAUCCUGAGGUUCUGCUGCAGUUGGACCUGAUACUGACCACCACAGCAGGACUGAGCAAAGGGGGGCCCUUGGAGAUCCACCCCAAGUUCCGGCUUUGGCUCAUCACAACGCUCAAUGCCUCUGACUCUGUGCCAGGGCCCGUGCACCGCAGUGCCACCACCUUUUUCUGCGAGAUGCCCCUGGAGCUGAAAGGCAUCCUGGCCCACACUCACCAGUGGCUGCAGGGACAGGUCCAGAACCUGGACACGGAGAAGCGACUAUCGCUGCUUGUCCUUCAUGGGGUCCUGCUGUAUCGGCAGAACUAUGCCCCCUGGACACAGGCCGCGUCUUACCUCUGGAGUCAUGGGGAGAUCUUGGCAGGCCUCAAGGCUCUUGAGAAGCUGAGCUGGAUGGCAGACUCCUCUGAGGAAGCGCAGCUGCAGCUGGCAGGGACCAUCCUCUAUGGAGGCCAUGUUCUGGAUGAGGGGGAUGCGCAAGCAGUGGAGAGCUUGUGUCAGCAGUGCUUGGCUCCCACUUCCCACCUGCUACCCGGCUCCGGCCUUCAGAGGCUCCUCGCUGCGGUCAUUGGCCACACAAGCCCAGGUAAGAAGUGGCCAUGCAGAGCCUCGCCCCAGAAGGCAGACUGGCUCCGCCCUGAUCUUCUCCUCCUCCUCCAAGGGCUCUUCGAAGACGAGGCCUCGGCAGCCACCCAAGGGCGAAUACAGCAGCUGCCCAGCCCCAUGGACCCUACCUGGGUAGGCCUUUGCGCCAGCCUGCAAACCCAAAUGUUGGCCGGCCGAAGCCAAACCCUGCUCUCAGCCCUGAAGGCGUCCCAGGGCCUUUGGUCUUCCUGGACCUGGCAGCUCCCGACAACACUGGAGCAGCUGGCCAAGCAAGGCCUGGAGGUGGUGCAGGAGCUGCAGAAGCAGCUGGAGCAGUGCGGCUGGGAGGUGGGAGCCCGAGGGCGCCCUCCCCCUGGGCAGCCGCACCCCAAACCCCGCCCCCUGCAACGCUUCCUGCUGGAGGAGGCAGGCGCCUUCCUGGCUUUGCUCGACCAGGUAGGCAGGGACCUGGCCUGCACCCAGCAGUGCCUGCAGGGGUUGCCCUGCUCCUCCCCCCGCUGCAUUGCUCUCCUCCAGGCCCUGCAGCGGCAGCAGCUGCCCCGCCACUGGCUACCCUACGCUCCCACCGGUCGUGAGCCCUUGCAGGACUGGCUGAGGACACUCCAGAAACGGGGUGAGCUUCUGUGCCACUACCUGCUCUCCAUUGGGGGGGAGUCAGUGGUCUCCUACCAGCUGGCAGCCUUCCAGCAGCCACAGCGCCUCUUCCUGGCCCUGCUCCAAGAGACAGCCCGGGCAGAAAAGCAAGAGCUGGAGAGCUUCCACCUAGACCAGCAGGUGUUGCCCAGCCUGCUGCCCCCCGGCAUUGCCCCUGAGAAGGGCCUCUACCUGGGUGGCCUGGAGGUCUACCAUGCUGCCUGGAAUGCCCACAGCGGCCACCUCCAGGAGACCCUCUCAGCACAAACCUGCCAGCUGCCUCCGGUUUGGGUGCAAGCUAGCCGGGAGCCCUGGGAGGCAGCCUCUGCCCCCACGUAUCAAUGUCCUGUGUACUUGGGGACUCCCCAGGCAGCCCUGGAUCUCCGCAGUCAGCGGGUCGUCAUGCACCUGGCUCUCCCUUCCAAGAUGUCUCCUGAGCUGUGCACCCAGCAGCGGGUUCACGCUAUCAGCAUUCUGCGGUGAGAAGCCAUCGCAAGGGCCAAACCAUGGGAGAAACCCCGAGGUCAAGCUGUCCCAACCCUCCCUCCUUGUAGGCAGAGAGAUCGCCAUCGUAACUACAGAAAUAAAACCAUAUAUUAUGAGUGUGUACAAAACAGUCCCCCAGUGCUCUCCCACUUUGCCAGCCACGGAGGUCCCCUGCAUCAGUUAUAAAUAAGCUGACCUCGAACACCACCCCGUCCCCCAGUGGGGCCACCCGGCCCGCAGGCUCCCCAAG